This is a messenger RNA of Zootoca vivipara (common lizard), 2839 nucleotides long. The record is from RefSeq and is a predicted model, not a curated record. Lineage: Eukaryota; Metazoa; Chordata; Lepidosauria; Squamata; Lacertidae.
CACUGCUACUGACCAGUUGGUUGGGUAUGGCUUGGUUGCCUUCAGUCUUGUCCUCUUUGCUUACUAUACUGUCUGGAUUAUCAUUCUGAUGGUGACAGCAGUCACGAAAAUAAAAGACGCCUGCUUCUUGGGAGAAAAGCAAUGACAAACCUAGAUAGCAUCUUCAAAAGCAGAGACAUCACCUUGCCGACAAAGCCCUUCAUUGAAGUUGACCAUCUGAUUCACAAGUAUUUUUUGCCACGGGAGUAUUCAGUGAUCAUCCCUGUGGUUGCGGGGCUUGUGUUGCUGCUCUUCAUAGGAACGUUCAUAGCCACCAUCACAUGGAAGAACCGGAAGACUGGGAAGAAAUCGGCAUGAAGGUGGCGAGGAAAGAGGACACAGGAAAUCCCGCCGGCGCUUUUGACAGCAGCAACGUUUGUGGGUUUCCCCCCCCAAAUCCUUUUUAUUGAACAGCAACCCAUUUUCUGGGGCAGCCCAGCCCACAAUAACUAGCAGACGCCCAGCAGCAGAUGCUGGGAAGGGCAGAGGGACUUGGAUGCUACCCUCAUCAGCAAUGUCCCAGUCUGGGUAUGGACCAAAGGCACUCCAAGCGAGAGGCACCCCAAACAAUGCCAGCCUUUUGGAAUACAUAGAUCAGCGCCCCACUGUCCUCUAGGCUACCCCAGGAAAGAGCCUCAAUCUGAAGUGACUAGCAAGACGCUCUCCAGAUGUUGUCACACUCACCCCCGCCAUCCCAUAACAGUUGGCCAUCCCAUGGUUUUGACUCCACCCCACAGCGAAGGGCACCAGGUUCUCCAUCCCUUCUCAGGAAGGGAGGCCUCGUCCAAACAGAGGUCUUCCUCCAUCUCUCAAAUGAUGUAGGGCAGGCAUCCCCAAACUGCGGCCUCCAGAUGUUUUGGCCUACAACUCCCACGAUCCCUAUCUAAGAGGACCAGUGGUCGGGGAAGAUGGGAAUUGUAGUCCAAAACAUCUGGAGGGCCGAAGUUUGGGGGUGCCUGCUCUAGGGGAUGUCUUGGAGUACAGAUGUAGAACCUGUGGGCCUCCCAGAUGUUGUUAGGCUACAUCUCCUGCCAUCCCUGAACCAUUGGGGGCUGAUGGGAGCUAGAGUCGCAACAGUAUCUGCAAGGUGCCAUAUUGGCUACCUCUGGUUGCUCCGCAGUAGGGUGGGUCAUAAAAAAAUAAUAAUUCGAAAAUGUUUCCUCCCUUGACUGUAUCUCAGGCGUAUGGUAUCAACAUAGUCAAAUUUCAAAUUUGGGACAAAUCGGUUAAUAUUCAGACCCUGCUCCUACAGAUUGAAAUUUUGCCUCACUAUGAGUGAUAAAUAUGAUGUGUUAUUGGAGAGAAAAGACGUGACGCUACCAUCAAAACAACAAUGAACAAUCGCUCUAAAUUCCCCAAACAAGACCCACCCUAAUUAUCACCCACCCUAAUAAUUAACAUUCUCUGGCCAGCAAAUUAUACAGAAUUCGGUUAAAUAUUUAGACCCUGCUCCUCCAGAUUGAAAUUUGGCCUCACUACGAGUGAUAAAUAUGAUGUGUUAUUGGAGAGAAAAGACGUAAUGCUACCAUCAAAACAACAAUGAACAAUCGCUCUAAAUUCCCCAAACAAGAGACAAAGAAGGACUUUGCACCAAAAUAGACGUUUAGUGUAAUGCAUAAAAGCAUCUUUUUAGCAUGAUAUAAUACGGUGUACAUGUACAAUGUAUAUAUUGCAUAAGGCAUAAUUUUAUUAAUUACAGUACACAAAAUGUCAGCAUUUACAGUAGUACCAUUUCUACCAAGUAAUUAAGUCUAAUGUGAUGUUUUGACGCAACACAUAAUAUGAGUGGCGUUUUAUUGUUUAUGUUUACUUGUUUAGUACACCAUUUGCUUAAUUGUUCCAUAUCAUUUUUUUUCAAAACCAUUGGUUUUUCAUGUAAAUUAUCAACAUGUUUUCUCUUAAAUAAAUAAAUAUUGCAGAAAAUAAUAGUUUGUAACUAUUCUUUCUCUACAGAAAACCUAAAAUUUAUGUCGAUUAGUUCACAAUUUAACGUAUUGAGAAUUAAUUGAGUCAAAGUCCCAAAUAUUAAGCGAUUUCUCCCAAAUUUGAAAUUUGACUAUGUUUAUACCAUACACCUGAGAUAAGAUCAAGGGAGGAAACAUUUUCGAGGGGGGGGAAAUUAUGACCCACUCUACUCCGCAGCCCCUUUUUGUUGACACACUUUUUCCUCUUCCCUUGCCGCCUCCUCCCCCUCUCAAUGCCAUCUCCCUGCCGCCACCAAUCUCACUCCCCUUUCAACUCUUUGGACCAGGUUUUCCUUCGGUUCGGCCUCCCCUAGUGCAGUGCCCUGCCGUUGCUGUGGAUUACCACUCCCAGAAGCCCCGGGCAGUUCUGCUCCAUCCUGCAAGCCCCUUUGCUUGUCAAAAUGGCAAAAGAGGUCCUAGGAACACUUUCUUUUCUUUUCUUUUAAUUUUUUUAUUUAGAAAAUGUCUUUAUUGUUUUAAAAAAGUAUAAUUACAAACGUUUCAUACUUCAUACAUACACAAUUUCCCCAGACAUUGUGCAGCAAAGAAAACCCCCAUUGCAAAAACAAGAAGAAGCAAAAAGAAAAAUAAUAAAAAUGAAAAAUACAAAAAGAAAAGAAAAGAAUAAUACCAAACAGCUUUAAAAAAGAAAAAGAAGAAAAGAAAUGGUUCUUCCAAUUAUCCAGUCUAUAAUUCAUAUUAUUCCUAGAUUAUCGCACAUUCAAGAAUAUAUUAACUACUUAAUACUUUUUUCAUAUAUAAUAAAUCAGAUUCAGCCUAAGCCUGCUAUUAGGGAUUUUGAUAUUCUGUUUUUCAAUAAAUAUUCUUCAAACAUC